AUGGAGGGCCAGGAAGCAGCCUCAACCUCCAAUCAUUUUCUAAUACCCGAAGAGAAGGGUCAGGUGUGUUGCGAUGAAUGGGGUGAUUCUCAAGAUGAUUUUCUUGUAAAGGUCCUAGAAGACUCAGAGUCAGCAGGUACCCAGAGAAAGGAUGAAUGUGGUGAAGGCAUUAGCAACACUUCCUUUGAAAAGUCUACAUUUGGAAAUGAGAUCAAACAUAAAUGUGCGUUAUCUGGGCACCAGGAUUCUGCCACGAGUGACUCUCAACUAGAACCAUUACAAGCAUUCAGACAUGGCUACCUGUGGGUGUCUGACUUCUCAUCACAGGCCUGGUGUGAACAGAAGUUGCAUUACUCAUAUACAGCCCCAGCCCUGGUGCAGGAGACACCUGCCAUGACCCAGGGAUCCACCCUCCAUCUGGCCAGAGAGUUAGCUGCCCAUGAUAAAGUGGAUGUCAAUGUUACUUCAAAUGAGGAUAUUUGGGCAAUCAAGGUGAUAAACUUACUGAUGUCUGCACAAGGGUUUUUGAAUGGCCAGGCCUUAGCACGUGAAGUCCCGGUUUUUGGGGCUCCAUUUGGACUAGAUAUUUUCAUCGUUGGCCUCAUUGAUGAGCUGAGAUUUGACCUGGAUCAAUACACUGUGGAUCUGUCAGACUUGAAGACACGGACGUCCUCUCACAUGCCUUCAAGGUCACAGGAAGCGCAGCAUCGCCUACAAGUGAUGCUCUACAAGAAGCUGUUCGAUGAUUUGGUACAGGGGAAGGUGGCCAAAGAUCUCAUCGCUAAACACCUGAGGUUAAGACUGGAUUCUCAGUUCGGGGAGGGGAUAAUGACACAUCUGAAGAGUGCAGGUAUUGAGUGUAAUACUCUUAGUGAAUUACUGGAUUUCACAUAUCGAAGACUGCAGUCCUGUACAUGUGUGAACAAACUGUCUAUUGAGUAUGUUUUCCAAGACACUGGUGAAACUCUGGGCAGAAAAGAAAUACUCUAUGAUGAAGAUGAUCUGAGACAGAAGUUUGUUGAAAGCAUAGACUACUGGAUGGGGCGACGUCCCCCAAAAGGUGUGGAGAUUGAGGAAGCAUGGAAGUGCCAUAGAUGUGAAUUUGUUGAUAUUUGUGAAUGGCAUCAGAGAAAAACUGAAGAAUGUGUGGAAAGAAAUCGUAAAAAUGCAUGUGUGUGAUUAUGCUGGCUCUGCUUUAGAACAGUAUCACACAUUCAAAAAAUAGUCUUUUAACAGUUCAAAAGCCAAUUUAUAGCAUGACAUCAACUUGUACAAUUCUAGCAAUUUUUACAAGUAUACAUGUAUGGAAAAAUACAUGAGUGGUGCACUUUUGGUGAUACAUAUCUAUGUAUUUUUAUGAAAAGAAGUAUAUUUUAAUAGAUGUUUUCCUAAUUCUUCGUAGAACAUUCUUAUGAUUUAUAUGAUUCAAUGAUUUCCAGCAGUAAAGGCUUGUAUAGUAUCCCUAGCUAGCGUCUACUGCCUCAUUCACUGUAUGCAGGGUUGGGCCAUAAAUACCCUCUAUAAGCUACAUAUAUAAGUACAGCCAAUUUGACAGCACCCGGUGGAAUGCAGAAAACGGGCAUUUAGGACUUAUUUAUUUUAUUUGCUGUAAAUGUUCCCUUAUAGAUCUUUUGGUAAUUAGGUUAUUACCCUCUGUGAGUGCUCAAAGAAUAGCUGUAUCUUCUGCAGGCUAAAGCCAUGCCAGUCUCUUAGUACCCACCCUUGUCAAAGGCAUGGAGGAGGGAUUUGGGUAAGCUAGGUGAAUUAGCAUGAGUAUUAAAGCGACACGGGUCACCCAGAGAUUAGGUAUUUUUGAGUUAUUACGGAAUGACAUGAGUGUCGAGUAAUUUUCUCAAGAAGUUACAAGCUUUGUGUUAAUACCAUUGCCAGCAUUGUACAUUACGUGAAUGUUUGAAAAUAACAAAAAAACUGAAAACGGCCAGAAUAUUUAAAUGAGGCAUUGUCAAUUCAGCGGAAAUGGAGAAUGUGCAUCACGCGCGGUAAACUUCAUAUGUAAACAAACAUGGCCGAUUACACGCGUAAAAAAAAAGGACUUACAGCUCGUUCAUGACAGGGUCUGCCCAAAAACAGGUGUAAACAAAAAGCUUGACAGGUUGACAAGCAAGUCUAGCGUAGUAAUUGGUGGUCACUUUCAACAAUGGAGCACACUGAAGAAAGAAAAGGCUCUCGCGAAACACGAAUAUGUCACUCACAUAGUGCUUAUUGAACUUGCCACUUACCUGCAGUUUACUUCGUGGACAACCGCAUUCUGCCUUAAAACUCUGCUAUAAGUAGCAUUAUUUAUUUAUUUAUUUAUUUAUAUGAUUGGUGUUUUUACGCCGUACUCAAGAAUAUU
This is a messenger RNA of Liolophura sinensis, 2356 nucleotides long. Its product is annotated as exonuclease V-like. Lineage: Eukaryota; Metazoa; Mollusca; Polyplacophora; Chitonida; Chitonidae. The transcript has 3 exons. Gene Ontology annotation, molecular function: single-stranded DNA 5'-3' DNA exonuclease activity. The record is from RefSeq and is a predicted model, not a curated record. Gene Ontology annotation, cellular component: nucleus. Gene Ontology annotation, biological process: interstrand cross-link repair. Bases 1 to 1179 code for a protein of 392 amino acids.